Molecule: messenger RNA, 1272 nt
Organism: Acromyrmex echinatior (Panamanian leafcutter ant)
Lineage: Eukaryota; Metazoa; Arthropoda; Insecta; Hymenoptera; Formicidae
Product: pyroglutamyl-peptidase 1
Biological process (GO): proteolysis
Cellular component (GO): cytosol
Molecular function (GO): pyroglutamyl-peptidase activity
Source: RefSeq, a predicted model, not a curated record
UUUUAUGUAGGUAGCAUCGCAAUCACGACAUUCGAUCUGAUAAAUUAAUGACAGUAAUCGGAUCCACUUCUAUUCAUUCCACUUCUAUUCAUCCAUUGUAGAUGUUGCACCAAAGUGAGUAUUUGAUUACACAGGGAUGCGUUCAGGAAUUACGCUCAGAUAACUCUAGGCUACAGUUUACGUUACGUAUAGUAUUGUAUAAUAAAAAUGUACACUAGAAUUAUCUAGGCGCAAUUUCUGAACGCACUCCAUAAUGCAAUAUUUUUCUUCCCCCGUUUUCUUGACUAGCAUGCAAUAAAUAUUCGAACGAAACUUUCUAGCGAUGUCAAUUAUAUCGCGAACGUUGAGCAAACACGCUCAAUGUGAUUCACGUUAUCAUUUGCGAAUCUCUAAGGCGGUGUCAGUCACGUGAUAGUAUAGUGUACCUGAUACAUUAUUAUAGGAAUACUACGCGAUAGUGCUCCGAGAAAUCAUUCAUAAGCAUCUUAUAAAUAAAGCUGAAUCUUCAACCAAAUAGAUUAUUGAAUAUUGCAUUUAUAAAAUGGACGUCAAUGCUAAAUGCACAAUUCUAGUGACUGGAUUUGGUCCAUUCAGUAUACACACAGUGAACGCCAGCUGGGAGGCGGUGAAGGAAUUGCAGGAACUAUGGAAGAAUUCCGUGGAAUUUUCCGACGUUAAACUGAUUACAGAAAAAAUUCCAGUUUCGUAUGAUUACGUAUCUGAUCAUAUUCCUCAGCUCUGGAAGAAACACAAUCCUUCAAUUGUCCUACAUGUGGGUGUAUCACGUGAAGCUAAAUCUUUAACGAUAGAGCAACAUGCUUACAGCAAUGGCUACAACAAAUUCGAUAUAUAUAAUAAAUGCCCCAAUGAAACUGAUGUCGAGUGUAAAGUUUUGAAAACUGAGAUAGAUGUCAGAGAACUUUGCAAUAAUGUGAAUGAAAACUUCGAAAGAAGCGGAUGCAAAGUUUGUUUGUCGGACAAUGCUGGCAGAUAUCUAUGUGAAUAUAUAUUUUAUCAAUCACUCUGUAUUGAGCCAACAAAGACUCUAUUUGUGCACGUUCCAGAUUUUAAUAAGUAUCCUAGUAAACAAACUGCGAAUGGUUUAUAUGAAAUUUUAUGUUACUUAAUAAAAAAUUUGGAAUUGAGUUAACAGUCUUAAUCUAAGCUGUUAAGUGAUUAAUAAUAAGGAAUGAUAGUGUAUAUGUUCAAGGUCUAUAUACAUUUUCUUAUAUACAUAUGACAUAAUAUCUAGAAAAAAAUAAAAAAGGUUAG